UCUUGUUGAAGUUUAAAGAAAUAUUUGAAAUUUUGAGACCCUUUUCUGCAUUCUCUCCAUGCUAAAUAUGAAGCUCACUCCAGCAGUUGGUUAGUUUAGCUCAGAACGAAGACUGGAAACAGCUAGCAGGGCUCUGUUUGAAGGCAAAGUAUCCUCUGAUGUUCACUAAUUAACACAUUCUAUCUCCUUUGUUGAAACUGUAUUAAAACAGACGUGUAAAGACAUUAAUUCACUGUUUUAAGGGGGGUUACUUGUCUGACUAUUUCUUGGCUGGGAGCAGUUGCUAAGCAACCAGCUGAGACUUAAGAAGUUGCUGGUCCCUGCCAAUGAUCAAUUUUAUUCUCGUUGAAAUAUGUCCUGCUCUUACUGUAACUGGCUGUGUUCUGAAAGGUUUCAAUGGAUAAAUUUUUUUUUAGUAUCAAUCUAAUUUUGUGAAAUCAUCUUUUAUCUAUUAAUUUACUGUAAUUUGUAUUUAGUCCGUCAGUUUUCCAGUCAAGCCAGCUCAAGAUUUCUAGUUACAACAUUCCAAUUACUCUGACUAAUGUUACCUCUGGUCGGGUUGAGGCAUGUUGGAGCAAGUUACCAACUAGGACAGAACAUACAAUAGGCAUUUUUUUUUGGUCACAGCAGACAUUCUGACUUGGCACAACAGGAAGAACACAGGUGUUACUGAUCACAUUAAUGAUGGCUCAGUUGUAUUUAUGUGUCCCGGUAUGCCAAGUGCGACAGAGAGCCAGCCUGCACAACACCCGCUGCCUGGAACUGAAGCAGCUACAUAAAUUCAGCCAUCAUCUGUUUUAAUCUUUACACCUGUGCCACUGAGUCCUGUGAAAAGGUCUAAUUGCCUAACAAGUAAAAACACCCUCCCCACCCGCUCUAAGCACUUACGGUGUAAUAAUGAGUUAAUGUUUGCUCUGAGACAUUGUUGUGUAAUUGGCAUACUUCCUGGCAUUCAUUGUGUGUUACGGUUUACAGAAAACAUUCUCUCCCAUAGUUCUAGUGAAGCCCAUGUUUUCCCCGUCUGAUGGCUGUGUCUGAUGUGAGUCACAGGUUUUUUUACAUGACAACAAUCCUAACAGAGAUAAAGAUUAAUCACCCUGCAGACCACCAACCUGCCCUGGGAUCGUCUUUUGCCUAAAUCUAGCAAAUGUGUAUCAUGCUGUUGCUGAUUAACGUGUUUUGUGCCUGAUAAAUAAAUAACUUCAUCCCUGCUUUGAAACUGUAGCUCAAUACCCAAACUGGCCUGAAGGUGGCUGCUUGUGAUCGAGCAGAAGCGCGUGAAAAACAGACCCUGGAAGGACACUAGUAUGCUGAAUGAAAGCCAGUUUUAAGAGCAACAUUUGCUAGCAUGAGUAAACAUUUCUAAGUCAAUGCAGAAUGUUCCAUAACAUGUGCAUGGCUGUUUGUAAUUGCAGAAUAACAUCAACAAAUUACUCAGCACUAAAUCAAACACAAUUUUAAAGCAGUCUGGUCUUUCAUUUUUUUAAGUAAUAACAAAUUCCAUCAAAAUCACAUUAACUGAUUAAGCGGCUGAAAGGUGAGCUACAAUGACAUCUGAGCCUGGUUCAUUUCAGCAGCCCACACUGUUCAGACGGUGCCGUCAGCUUUGCCUGACUAAGUGAAUGUCUUUGAGGUUGUGUUUCUUUUUGGGUUUGGUGAGUGAUGCUCGAAGCGCUCACGACAGGCCUGCCUGCAGGGUAGCAGGGGUCGGCUGCUAAACUGAAGCCCACUGUCGGCUCUAUUCUAAGUUGAAUGCCAGGAAAAAAAGCUUGAAGGCAUUUUAGUCCUUUUGUCAAUAUUCACACAGGUUUUACUUCACGUCAAGUAAUCGGGGUCAGGUUAUCAUUAACCCACAUUGUGCACUUUAAAGGGAAUGAUUGACCACUAUAUGUAAAGGUCUAUUAUGUGAGAGAAGAGGCUUUAAAAAUUAGGGAAAAGAAGGCCAACACCAUGGGGCAACAUAAACGAGAGCUGACAGAACACAAGAAGUGCACAUACACACAUGAAGCCUCUGCAAACAAGGUCUCAGAGAGAUAAUAAAUAUUUAGAGAAUGCAUUUAUAGGAUAAACGUAUCAAAUAAAAGCAAAAUCUCACACUGCUUCUUUUAACAUUAUGACAUGUAAAAUUGUCUCAUCAAUUUAAUUUAGUACUGAAUGUAUAUACGGACAUUAUGUGUCAAGAUUUGUGGACUUAAAGGGUAACUCCAACAAUUUUUCACAUUAAAGUGUGUGUUUACAGGUCAGUAGUGUAAGGCCUGUUGUGGCUCCAGAGGAAGCUGCAUGCAAUCUUAUAAUAAUAAGUGUAAUGUCACUCAAUGUCUAAGCAUUAAACUGUAAAACUGCCUGACUCAAGAUGGACAGUUUGAAAACAAAUGAUCAAAAUCGAUACAGUAGAGCAAGAGAUAUAACCUUUUCUAUUCCACAAAUUUUUCUUACUUUACGAAACAUUACCCACAAUGCACCCCAGCUAUUGAGUGACAUCACUGGAGGCAAUUGAUCAGAUUAUAUGCGGCUUCCUCUGGAGCCACAAAUGCUUUUAAACCACCCUUACGCACGCAGUCGUACACCCCAAGACCUGUAAACACACUUUAAUGUGGAAAAUCGUUUUCCCCUUCGGUGCAAAUGGCCAAACAGGCAUGGGCAAGGGUCCUCCAUUAAGUGUCAUCAAACACACAGCCAUCCACUCACUGUGGUGUGUUCAACAGCAGUUUGGAUUUGUGUAAAUUUCAUAUCUGGUACACGACUUCAUCAAGGAUACCUUCAUCAUGACCUGCAACUCUCUGUAUCUUACAACGGCACUUUGCUAGAAAUAAAACUUAAGCGCCUUCAAGCAUGACACCAAAAAAAACCUGUCUGUAAACUAGCCCUGAGCUGCCGCCUGUCUGUUGCCUUUGUUGUUUUUCUUUUAAAAUCUCUUGAGGAUGGGUCAUGGAGAUGCUAGCGGCAACAAGCCUUCUGUGAUAAACCCUCUUAAAUUUGUUGCACGAGUAGCAGAGUACAGUGCCAGCAACAAUUUAUCUAAUCCUCACAUGGGAAUUCCCCCUUCCUAACUCUGUCGGCACAAUCAAUAUCUUUGCAGCCACUAAUACACAGAUACGUUUAUCUGCAGAGAUGCAGGAUGGACAGGCAGACGGCUUGUGCAGCUGUGUAACGAUCAAUACAAGGCAGGAAAUAAUGAAAACUAACAGCCCUGUUUAAUGAAAUAAAGUAUGUGCAUGAUAGUUCAGCAGAAGAGACAAUGUUUGAGAACAGUUUCGUGUGUGGUAUAUUCAUGCACAGGGAUGUGGCUCAGUGUGACUUAAAUAAAUAUAAAACAAGAACUGUUGCCGUUAAAUCAAUGGCCUGAGUGAUUCAGCCUGCGCACCUGAAUAUGUCAGCUUUUCUGGAAUGACGACAAGUCCUUCCUCUUUGGUAAUGUGCCUUAAAUAUGUUGCAUUUCCUUUAUACAGUAGCUGUUACAUCAACCUACUUCCUACAAUUCUGUUUCUAUCCAACUGCAGAGGGCAAAUCUAAGGCUUUCCUGUCAAAAAUGCAAUAUGGUACAGUCGACUUUAAAAUUGUGGUUAUGCCAAUCACUCUGCAGUUGACUGUUACAGAUGGGCCGAGGUCUGUCAGAGUUUUGAAGAUUUUACUGCCAGCCUAAAGAAUGAAAGUGAAUCAAUCAACAGGAGAGAGUCUGCAAUUGAGGCACAUUCUUGCAGUGUAGGACCUAACAUCCUCCUGUGUCAGUGCCUUUCCUGCACAAGACACCUGCUGUCUGUACCCUAAAGUGACAAGAGAGCUGCCAAACAGCAAACUUUGUCAGGUUGAGGUACCAAAAAUGUCCAUUUGUGUCUCGCAGGCUAGUCAUGAAGUCAGGUAAUGGUUGUGCAUGGCUGUAUCAUUAUAUGUAGUGGGAAGCCCACACAUCAGUCCAUUGAUUUUAUAGUGACACAAGCCAGAGGUAUGACUCAUUUUCAAAACAAUUUUCUACUAAAACACAAUUUUUUUGAGCCGCAGAAAAAAAAGCUACAAACACAAUCUAGUUCUUAACGAAGAAUGUCUGUAUUUUCAGACAUUCUUCGUGAAGAACAUGAUGUGUUUGUGAGGCGAUUACAUGAAGCUAUUAAAAGUGACAAAACAGUCUUUAAUAAUUUGGUAAAACAAUCAAUCUUUUAAAAGUGACACUUAGUGUUAACAGUUACACUAAAUGUGAAAUUCAUUGUGGAAUAGUUAAUCUGUGUGGGAUUCCUUUUUGUCAUGCUAUUUAAAGCUACAAUGGGCAUAAACGCUUGGGACAGAAAAUGCCCACAACCUGCCCACAUAUUCAAAAUCUGACAAUGUCACCGAUCCAACAACAUAGCCUCACUCAUUAAAAAAGCCUUUUUGCAUUGUUUUGUAAGAGAAAACAAAACGACAAACAGCUUUCCCACAACGUUCCUGAUCGGAGAGGGUAAGAGCAUACAAAUCUCAUUACACUUGUGACUCAGACAGAGAUCUGCCAAGCACAUCUAAUCUUUGAUUGCAUAAAUCUACCCAGAAGCAGAUGCAAACAAAAAAAGUCAUGACUACUUGUGGUCAGAGGUCAUUAAGUGGCAACUUUAGCUGCACCAAAACCCGACUUUAUGGACCCUGAGACCCAAAGGAAGGUUUGGGAAUCUUGGAUUGUUUUAUAACAUUAUGAACUUGUGAAAUCAACCCAAUUGGUGUAUAACAAUGAAGAUUUUAUAUUAGAACAGUGGGUGGUUGAUGUUUUAGUUGCAGAAUGAAACAAGAUGGGGUGCACGACAGAGGGCAUAUGUUAAUUUACAUUUAACAUAUUUCAUGGUAUAAAUAUCUUCGCACUUGUAUGCUACCCUUGUUUUGUUUGUCUUCACUCUUUUGUUAAUACUGUGGAUCUUUGUUUUGUUGAUGUUUAUGCACACAUUGUAUCUUGAGAAAUCUAAAUAAAAUCUUAUGAAAAAAAAUUAAAUGAACACAAAGUAAAAAAAGGAACAGAAAACGUCUCAGGAAAAGGAAGUUGGUUUUUUUGCCGUUGAUUUAGCAUCUUAAAGAAGAACAAGGCAGUUGUCGCAUGGAAAGAGUUAAUAAUGUCUUCUUCCUUUGAAUCUCCCAUUCAGAGAUGCUGGUGUGUUUCUGGUAGGCUGGGGAAACAUUCUUCUAUGAAUGGGAUGGACACUGCUACUAUCACAGUGUGUGCCGACAGUGGACAGCUGCAUCCUGAGAGGCCAUUCAAGAGGAGAGGAGAAAAAAACAUGUGGGUAUUGUAGAGGAUGUAGUGGAAGGUGUGUGAUUUUGUGCAUCUGCUCCUCUGUGUUGUUUAGUGAGUGUGUGCUGAAAGGAAUCUCCACUUCACUGCUCUUCACAGUGACCGGCCAUGCUGAGGAGGGGAGGGGGGAGUGGUUUAAACUCACAGUUAGCUAAUCAGAGGGGCCAUGGGCAGCUCCAACAAGUGGUUUGGGGCUUGAUGAAAGCCGAGCACAUGCAGUCUGGCACUGGUAACCUAAGGGAAUGACACACUACCUCCAAUUCCUGAUUACUUUUUCUCCUCCUACCACUGAGACGCAAUAAAAGGAAUCUGCAGAACCUCACGAGGAUUGUUUACAGUUCGAUGCUGUUGGGGAACCAGUCAUUGAGAGAAGUUUAAGGAAAAAUCCAAGGAGUCACAAUUUUACUGACGUAAAUCUAGGGUAAAAAGCACAACUAUGAAGAUGUUUAAUGUGGACUUACUAGUUUUAAGUUUCUGGCUCGGUCUGGGGACAGUGUACGGUGCCGCGGGUAAGAGACAAUAUCAGAUUCAAAACGGGCCGUGUAGCUACACCUUUCUGCUGCCGGAGCAGGAAAACUGCCAAACUCAGAGCAGCAACUACAACUAUCCAGUUCAAAAGGAUGGACUGGUGGACAACGACGACUCGGCUCAGAGGCUGGAACAACUGGAGAUCACCAUGGAGAACAACACACAGUGGCUGCUCAAGCUGGAAAGCUACAUACAGGACAGCAUGAAGCAGGACAUGGUCCAGAUCCAACAGACCGCUGUACACAACCACACUGCUACGAUGAUUGAAAUAGGAACAAACCUGCUGAGUCAAACUGCAGAGCAAACAAGGAAACUGACCAAUGUGGAGGCACAGGUAAUUCAUCACACAACUCGACUUGAGCGCAGACUUCUUGAAAAUUCCCUGUCAACCAACAAGCUGGAAAAACAACUAAUCGUCCAAACAAAUGAAAUCAACAAGCUGAACGACAAAAACAGCUUUUUGGAAAAAAAGGUGGGGGAUUUGGAGGAGCAGAGGCAAGUCGAGCUGAAGAUGAUUCGAGAGGAAAAGGACCAGCUUCAGACUCUAAUACUGAGGCAGACGGCUAUCAUAUGCGAAUUGGAGCAGCAGCUGCUUAAAGUCUCCUCUAACAACACCUUGCUCCAGCAUCAGCAGCAGGAGCUACUGGAAACUGUCAACAACCUCAUUCACACCAUCUCUGCCGGCUCAGUUCAAGCAGGGAGCAAAACUGGCAUGAUGCAGGACACUCCUACCACAUUCAUGGACUGCACUGCUGUCUUCAAGUCAGGAAACACCCAGAGUGGAGUCUACACGCUCACAUUACCCAACACUACAGUAGAGGUUAAGGCUUUCUGUGACAUGGAAACAGAAGGAGGAGGCUGGACAGUACUACAAAAACGCUUUGAUGGCCAUGUUGACUUUCACCGUACGUGGCAAGAGUACAAAAAGGGAUUUGGAGAACCUUCAGGUGAAUUCUGGUUGGGAAAUGAAUUUGUCUCUAGACUGUCAAGUCUACAGUCAUACAAACUACGUAUUGAGCUGAGUGACUGGGAAGGAAAUUCUGGAUUCUCACAAUAUGACCAAUUUUCUAUUGAAAGUGAAGCACAAAAUUACAGGAUACACCUUAAAGGCUACAGUGGAACAGCAGGCAAAAUAAGCAGCAUUGGGCAGCCAGGAAGUGAUUUCAGUACAAAGGAUGCAGACAAUGACAAAUGUGUUUGCAAAUGUUCACAACUGACAACAGGGGGUUGGUGGUUUGAUGCCUGCGGUCCAUCCAAUUUGAAUGGAAUGUAUUACCAACAAGGCCAAAACUCGAAUCGCUUUAAUGGGAUCAAAUGGUACUACUGGAAGGGCUCGGGCUACUCACUCAAGUCAACGACAAUGAUGAUCAGACCGGCAGACUUCUCAGGUUCCCUGUGAACUGUCAUUCUCAGAGUAAACAAAGUGGGAAGACAAUUCUGCCUGACAACGGACAACAAAGCCAAAAAUGAAACUUCUCAAGGGAGCCAAAGCACUUAAUGAAAAUAUUUUACAUACCUUUGAAAAACAAGUUUUGUGCGUGUUUAUGUGUUAAAGAAUUUGAAUCAAAUGGGUUGUUGCAAAAAAUAUGGACUGUUAAAAUGACAAAUAUCUGCCCUGAUAAUACUUACGACUUAAACUGUCUCUAAAGUAAUAAUUACAUUAAGUAAUAACAGCUCACUAACCAGACUGAGAACAAUGUGACAUUUGUAUAACUUGUUGAAUAAUAGCUGCCUGUGUCAAAAGAGACGAUGGUACAACAUCCAGAUAAACAACUGGCUUAAAGUGAUCAUAAUGAGUUCUGGAAAAGUUUCUGUUAAGAUGCCUUAAAUGUGUAAAAAUGGCACAGAAAACUUUUGUAUUCAAAAAAUCUAUGUUUUUCUCCAGAGAAUGUAUGUACAUUGGUUGUUUAAUUUAUAUGUAGAUUUGAAGGUGGAUAUUUAUCAUUAUCAUGUAAGAUGGAGAUUUGUUACAGAUCUGGAGUGCUAGUUCCUAGCUUGUUAACGAUUUAAUUGCACAUAAACAGAGAGGAAUCGUUUUAAUAUAUAUCUGCAGUACCUUCCCACAUGCUCAAACAUGAUGAUUUUGGAAGUCUUUUGGGAAUGUAUUUUUUUUCUUUGUAUUUAUGAGAAAGAUGUAUAAGUGAGGAAGCUGAAUUUCUCACCAGUAAACACUGGUUUUAGAUUAUUUCUUGUUUGACUUUAAAUCUCUACCAGAUAUUACAAACAUGAAGUCGAAUAUUAAAUAUGACCACAAAGCAAAGAGCUUAAGACAUUUUCCACAAUAAUCC
Acanthopagrus latus (yellowfin seabream) is the source of this 8064-nucleotide messenger RNA. It is a transcript of the gene angpt2a, whose product is annotated as angiopoietin 2a. The coding region runs from base 5685 to 7175 and encodes 496 amino acids. The transcript is spliced from 9 exons. Lineage: Eukaryota; Metazoa; Chordata; Actinopteri; Spariformes; Sparidae. The record is from RefSeq and is a predicted model, not a curated record. Gene Ontology annotation, molecular function: receptor tyrosine kinase binding. Gene Ontology annotation, biological process: Tie signaling pathway.